AUGAAACGAUCACGUAGUCAUCCAGUACAUUCACCGAUUCAUAUCGAUAGCGACGAUGAAAGCGAUAGCGGAUCAGUAACAGCAUCUCAUAUAUCCCGAAUGAGUGCAUAUGCUCUGUUCAGCGAAAUUCGUGCCCCAGAUACUACCUCUUCAACCAAAGAUAAUAGCGUUCGUAGUUCUGUACACAGUGCGUCGUCGUCUGUGACCACUUCUAGUACAAUGUCUAGUGGUAAUGACCAGUGUUUGUUGUCGGCUGAAGCAGUUUGGGAUCAUGUUGCAAUAUUGCCUAAUGAAUUACCAUUUGCAAUUGGCGAUAUUAUCUCAGUGCUUGAUUACUCAUCACAUGAAGAACUUUGGUACGGCAGUUGUCGCGAAAGGGUUGGAUGGUUCCCAUCAUCUUAUGUCAGGAUAUUGAGUGGCAAUUCAUCAACCUCAGGUACUCUUUCAUUAAGUUAUUUCCCACAGUCGAUGAGGUUUUUGCGAGCAAAAAUAGUUCAAGAAUUAAUGCACACUGAACGUGAUUAUGUCAAUUUAUUGCAAAAUAUUGUUCAGGGUUUUACGGAACAAUGUCGUCGUCGUAAUGACUUAUUCUCGGCAGCUCGCGUACAACGCCUUUUUGGCAACAUUGAAUCCAUUUAUGCUCUACAUUGUAAAUUCCUUCGAGAGCUUGAAUUGGCUUUCAAUCAAAAUGUUCCCGAAAGCUCUGCUAUUGGCGCCAUUUUUCUUCGAAACCGUUCAAAAUUUUCGAUUUAUUCGGAGUAUUGCAAUAACCGGCCUGUUUCGAGUGCAGAACUGGUAGCACUCACCGAACAACUUCAUUAUUAUCAAUUUUUCGAAGCGUGUCGACUUCUUCGAGGAAUGCCAAAGCUACCUUUAGAGGGAUUUUUGUUAGCACCCGUGCAAAGGAUAUGUCGUUACCCGUUGCAAUUAUCAGAAUUACUGAAAGCAACGCCACUAUCACACAUCGACAGAGAACCAGUAGAGGCUGCAGUAUCUGCGAUGAAGAAUGUUGCUGCUACAAUAAAUGAAAAGAAACGACGAUUAGAAGGUCUACAACAGAUCGCCUUAUGGCAAAUGAAUGUCGAAGGAUGGAGGGGCCCAGACCUAGUGGAAACUAACAGUCGAAUGAUACAUGGUGGUGAAGUAUACUGUCGCAUUGUUAUUGGAGGAAAUAUCAUUUGGCAUAAAGACGUUUUGCUAUUUUUAUUUGACCAAUCACUGGUAAUAUGCAAAAAAGAUCUCAUCAAGCGUAAUUUUUAUAUAUUCCGUGACCGGAUUUCUCUCGAUUCAGUAACAUUUCUGAAUUGUGAUGAUGGAAAAGACCCUACCACGGGUCUAAAUCUAAAGAACUCAUGGAAAUUGAUAAUGAUCGGUAAAGAAGUUGUAUUCACUUGUAAGGAUCGCAAUUCCAAACUGGCUUGGGUAGAGCAUUUACAACGACCGUUGAUUUAUUCGCCAGCAUCACCUGAAGAACGGCGACUAAUACGCGAAGCAAUUUAUCGCACUUCAGGUAUGGCUUUAUUAAAAUAA
Molecule: messenger RNA, 1530 nt
Organism: Loa loa (African eye worm)
Lineage: Eukaryota; Metazoa; Nematoda; Chromadorea; Rhabditida; Onchocercidae
Product: variant SH3 domain-containing protein
Exons: 10
Coding region: 1-1530 (509 amino acids)
Biological process (GO): intracellular signal transduction
Cellular component (GO): cytoplasm
Molecular function (GO): protein binding; guanyl-nucleotide exchange factor activity
Source: RefSeq, a predicted model, not a curated record